Myotis davidii is the source of this 2490-nucleotide messenger RNA. It is a transcript of the gene BRF1, whose product is annotated as BRF1, RNA polymerase III transcription initiation factor 90 kDa subunit. The record is from RefSeq and is a predicted model, not a curated record. Gene Ontology annotation, molecular function: TBP-class protein binding. Lineage: Eukaryota; Metazoa; Chordata; Mammalia; Chiroptera; Vespertilionidae. The transcript is spliced from 10 exons. Bases 361 to 2247 code for a protein of 628 amino acids.
GGGGUGCCUGCUUUCGGGUUGGCCCGAAGGGGUCAGCUGUCCAGUGUAUUCAGUGGCAGCUGCCCACAGACGCCUUUGGGUCUGUUGGAGCCCUGGACCUGGAGUCCCCUGCCUUCCUCUUGGCCCCGUGCCCAGUGCCCACGGCCCACUCCUUCCUGGGACGCCAAGGGCCCCUGCGCCCCCAUCAGCUCCAGCGGGCACACGCUGCCCGAGGCUCUUGGUCAUUCUGUCUAGAGCCUGGUCUCUGAGUUUGCAGACCAGGAACAGCCCCCCGCCGCCAGGCCACCCGCCCAGCACAGGCCCUCCCCUGUCCCGGGCCCCGAGGCCUCAGUUCCACUCCCACGCAGGCCAGCGCUGCUGAUGGCUCUGCGGCUCCGGGUCCACAGGAAACGGGCGCUGGUUGCCUCACCGCCGAGGGUGGGCAGCACGCGUGCAUGUGUGAGCCCGGCAGCGGUGUGUGGAUCUCAGGGUUUGACACCGCUCUGGCCUGAGCCACCACGGAUAGGACAGAGCGCCCAGUGCAGGGAGCUGACGUCUGGUCGCAGGCACCUGUUCUGCUGCCUCACCCCGGCUUCCUUCCCAGCACUUCUGGUCGCAGCCCGGAUGCACGACUUCCGGAGAACCGUCAAGGAGGUCAUCAGCGUGGUCAAGGUGUGCGAGUCCACGCUGAGGAAGAGGUGGGUGGCCGAGCGCAGGCUGCGUCCUCCUUCCGGCUCCGCCGGCCUGCUGGUCGGGGCCCCAGCGCAGAGGGGCUGCCCUCUCCCUGCCCAGGUCCCUCCUGGGGCCUCACCCAGGCCAUCGGCAGUUGGCGGCCCCUGGCAACACGGUGGUCUGCAUGCGUGCCCGUGUGUGGGGAGAGGUGCACAUGGUGGUCCUGGGGGGAGGGGCACAGGGAUCCCCUUCCCAGGCCGUCCCCCGGGGCGACUGGCACGGGCCUGGGAGGUUUGUCUAGACAGCUGUGCACACGUCCCCUGGUCGGGACCCCGGCCCCUGACUCUGCGGCCCUGGCCCUUGAUCAGCCCCGUGAAGCAUGUUCCCAGCAAGGUGGGCGUCGGGCCCUGUGCCAGGAACGGCCUGCAGGCGCCGCGUCCAGCUGACAUCCUGGUCACUCCUGGCCCUCAGCUCAGGGUCUCACCUCUUGGUUUUCAGCUGGAACAAGUCCUGUCGAGAAAACUGGAGGAAGUGGAAGGGGAAAUCUCCAGCUACCAGGACGAAAUCGAGACUGAACUCGAAAACAGCCGGCCCAAGGCCAAGGGGGCGCUGGCCAGCCUGGCGAGAGACGCUCCCAGCAGCCAGUCCAUUCGCCUGCUGGCCCAGCUGCCCUGGGCUGACGUCCCCUUGGGCUCUCGUUCUCAGGCGCGGCCGGCCCUGCUCACUGCCCGUGGCUGCUGUGGCGUCCUGCACAGCCGUGGUGCCCGUGGGCUCAGCGGAGGCGGGAGAGGGCCCGGCAGCCCGUGGGGGCAGAUCUUGCUCCCUCUGCGUCGGGGUCAUUGCUCCUCUCCCUGUGCACUCCACGCACACGCACACGCACACGCAGGAGCAGCGCCAGCCCCGCUGCUGGUGAGGAGGAAGCGGAGUCGGAGAGCCCGGGAUGACGGGGUGGGUGGGCCGGAGCCUGCUGAGCGCUGUGCUUCCCUAGAAGACGCUUCUGGGGACGGCGAGCUGGACCUCAGCGGCAUCGACGACCUGGAGAUCGACAGGUACAUCCUGAACGAGGCAGAAGCCCGCCGGGAAAGGUGCCCUGGCUCUGUGUUUGGAGGGUGUGGGGAGGGAGAGCAGGCCCGGGGAAGGGGUGCCCUUAGCACAAGCUGGGUGUCCCCUGCUGUGGGCCUGGAGGGUGCCAGCGCUGACCUGUGUGGGGGCAGCCAGAGCUGUUUGCUGGGAGGAGAACAGCAGACUGGGGCCCAAGAGUGCUCCUCCUGCUCCCCUCCCAUGCCCCCCUCCCGUGCCCCCCUCACCCCUCCUGUGCUUGCUUCCAGGUUGAGGCCGAUGGUGUCCACACAGGCGGCUAAGAAGGCAGCCUUGGGAGAGACCCUGCCCCCAAAUCCCCCUGCCCGCGGCUGCGCCCCGGGGAGGCCCGCGGCCGUGCUGGUGGAGAGCGGGCCUGUGUCGUACCACCCCGAGGAGGAGGCCGAGGAGGAGGACCCCGACCCCGAGGAGGAGGACGGGGAGCCCUGCGUCAGUGCCCUGCAGAUGAUGGGCGGCAGCGGUUAUGGCUGUGACGGUGACGACGACGACGGCUACUGAGGUGACCGCACACGCAGUGUCCGUGGUGGACCCUGGCUUCCGAGGGGCCAGGCCGGGCCUCGGGCCCCAUGCCCAGGUGUGAGCGUGGCCCCGCCUGCCCCGCAGCCUCGUCGUGGUCAUGAGGGACGUCCUGGCACUGGUGCUGGCGCCAUGUUUUGAGCAAUGCACGGCGUGGGCCUCGCCGCGCGGGCCUGAACGGCCUGCGUGACUGUCGGACGCGGUCUCACGGCCCGACCCUCUGCA